CUUAUCUUUCCCCACGGUAAUUUAAUUACUUUAACAGUGAUUUUAGGUUUUUUAAUUAAGCUAUACUGACCAACAAGUGUGUUUCAUUAUGGGGGAAAAAGGAACGAAGAUCUGUCUAAUUACUUUCAAUGUUAUAUGCAUGAUAUGCGGUAUCGCUAUGUUCGUGGGUGGACUGCUUAUACAACUAAAUCCAACGGUAAAGAAUAUUCUGUCUUCCGUGGCAACAACUGCUUCACAAACUCAACUUGGUAUAGUAGCCGUUGUACUUAUAGCUCUUGGAGCUUUUGUUACAUUCAUUGCGUUUGUUGGUUGCUGUGGAGCGGUGUCAGAAAGCCGAUGCAUGCUUACAAUGUAUUUCUUGUCCUUGCUAAUACUUCUUCUGGCUCAAAUUGGAAUCGCAGUUGCUGCGUUAGUGUACGGAAGCCAGGGGUUUACCAACGCAAUUAAUACUCAAUUGGGUAUCUUGGUCCGUGGGUAUGGCCCUGAUCCAACUUCAGCAGCAAUUGUCGACACAAUACAACAGACGUUCUCAUGUUGCGGAUAUACUGGGCCAGAAGACUACAAGAAUUACGACCCAGUUACACCAACAACUAGUCCUGUUGUAACAACGGCGGCGCCUCUAAGCAACCAAACCAUGGCGACCACAGCUGCCAUUCAAGCUGCAACGACCGCCAUGGCACCUAUGAUUGACCCUGCUACAGUACAGCCUGACCCAAAAGCAAUGAACAACAGCAAUAAUAUGAAUGCGACGACGGCAGCUAUGCCAGGUACCGUUGCCCCGCCGAUGUUUUUAAACGGGACGUGGCCAGACAGUUGCUGCGUGAGAGUAAACGACGUGUACAAAAACCUUACACAAUGCAAGAACAACAAGUUACCAAAGACCGAACUUAAGGACUAUCUCAAUAUGAAGGGCUGUACUGCAAGCAUUGAUGAAUUUACAAAGCAGUACAUGAUCAUCAUUGGAGCAGUUGGCUUGGGAAUUGCACUUAUUGAGAUAAUUGCAAUGAUCGCGGCUUGUUCACUACGGAAAGCACUUGACUGAUUUCUCACGCCGUGAAAAGCAAAUGUGAAAACGAUCACAAACUUUCAUGAAAACUGUCUCGGUAUGGGGUAUUCCCAAAAACGGUGUAUAAUUUUUAGAUUCAAAUUUUAUUCUUUCUUUGGCAAACAUGACGCAUCGUGUGCAGAAUUGCCAGCGUAUAAAAAAAUUGUAGAAUUUUUUGUUUUUCUGUUUAUGUGGUUAUAAUUUUGAUUCGUUACCAUCUCGCUUUGAAAAUCAUAUUUAAAUAAAUAAAUUGUCGUAACCUCGAAA
Molecule: messenger RNA, 1312 nt
Organism: Ciona intestinalis (vase tunicate)
Lineage: Eukaryota; Metazoa; Chordata; Ascidiacea; Phlebobranchia; Cionidae
Source: RefSeq, a predicted model, not a curated record